AUGAAUUCUUAAAACUCUAUAGAUUAUGAAGAUUUUACUUUAGUAGAUGUUGACAGUUCCUAUAAGAAGAUUUAACAUUUUCUAGAAUAUAAUGCGGUUUUUGUGUUGAAUCACACAUCAAUCUAAAAGGUUACUCAAAAUCUAUAAUAUUUAGGUUGCUCAAAAUGGCUAAUGGAUUUAAUGUCUAAGUGAUUUAGAAAAAGAAUUAAAAGCCCUACUUUCUGACAGAGUCAUCAAUUUACAAUAUUUACCCUAAUAUUUAAAUCAAAGAUUAUAGCCAUUCAUUAUAUUUAUUUUGAACAAAAUGUAUAAUUUAUUUUGAUCAAUUAGUAUCUAUGAUUAAAGGAGAUUGAAAUUACAAUGUUAUCUAAAUGAGAUCCUUUUUUUAGUUUAGAAAUUGGCUUUCAAAAUUUGGAAGUAAUAUCCCAUAUAAGUAUUGUCAUUAUUCAAAGAAAUACACAAUCUUUAAACUAUUGAAUUUUAUAAUAGUCGAAUUACUGAAUUGUAAGUUUAUAAUUAAUGCAUAACUCAAUUUUAUAAUGAAAGAAUACUUUAUAAUCUCUCAAAUGAAGUAGAGAUUAAUAUAGAUCAAUAAUAAAUGUAAUCUUUUUAUCCUCUAAUAAAUGAGGUUCUCGAUUAAUUAUACUUGGAGUUGAAUGUCUAUAAUUUCUCACCAUUUUAACGUAUGCAAAUUCAUUACUUUUAUAAGAAUGGUGGUUUUGAUCUAUUAAAUGAUUCAUUUAAUCAUUUCACUCUUAAACACUUAGAUUACUUACACAUUUAAUAAUAUUUCAAAAAAUACAUUGAUAAACAUGUAUAUAUGAAGUAUUUUCAACAUUUAAACUUUUGGUCAUUAGCCUAUAAAUUAUCUGAUGAUGAUAUUAAAAAUUCUACUGAAAAAUAUCUAAAUUAAUUUAUUUUAUUUACACCAACCUUAAUUUCAAAUUAAAAUAUGUCUUAAGACAAAUAAACAUAAUAAAUUUUAUUUUAAAUGAGAAUUUAUUUAUUGUGUCUCCGUUGUUCAUCAAUCCAAAAACGUAUUUAUGGUAAUCAAAAAUUCAUAUAUUUUAUUAGGGUUAUAGUAAUUAGGUAAUAUUAUCAUAAUCAACAAUAACUUAACAUCUACAUAGAAUUUUAAAAAUAAUAAUUAAGUGGUUUUAAAUUUUUUAGUAGAAAAUUAAGUAUUCCAAGAUUUAUUUGGAGAGAAAUCUCAUUAUGAAUUAAUCAAUCAUUCAUUCCCUAUUGUGAAGUUUCUUUAUUUGAAUAAAAGUAUAAAAGGAGAAGAUUUGGUAACUAUUUUUAAAUUGGCAAGAGGUAAACAUGAAACUUGGAUGCAUAGUAUUUAAAAAAUAUUAUAGAAUUUAGCAGAAAUAUUAAAUAUAGAAGAUGUAUAGAUUAUGUUAUAAAACAUUAAAUCUAAUCCUAUAGGUUUGGAUGGUUUAAAUUUCAUAAAAAGUUUAGGUAGAAAUGAAUAUUUAAGUAAUGGUUUUGUUAAUAAUGCUAAAGAUUGUGUAGUUAUUGAUAGUAAAUAUAAGAAAUAAAAAUUAAAUACAUAAGAUGACUAUAAGGUAAUUUAAUUUGGAGAUUGUACUAAUUAAGAGAAUAAAUCUUGUGAAGAGAAUAUCUUAUCUCAAUAAAAAUCUAAAUAAUAAUUAUAAAUUAAAAACUAAAUUGUAGAAUAUUUAUUUAUUGUUGUACAUGAAUAAUGCAAUAAUUUGAUAGGUAAAACAGCAUUUGAUAUUGCAAUUGAACUUAUUUGUUAUCAUUUUCAAUGUUUAAGAAUUUAAUAUUUGAUUAUUGCUAUCGAAGCUUUGAAUUCAAAUCAAACCUAAUUAUCUAUAUAUCAUUAUUUUAUUAUGAUUUAAUAAAUCAUUUAAUCCUCAUAUCCAAUUUCAAAAUUUUAAAAUUCUAUUUAAUUGUUAAUAUGGAUGCAAUAGACAUUUGAUGUUAAAUUUAAUUAUUUAAAAUUGAUAUAAAGAGAAAAAUUAAAAUCACUUAAGAAAGUGGAGAAUGAAUAUUUGUAGGUGAUUACUUAAUGUGUUAAUUUCUAUGAAUUUUUAAAUUAGAAUAGUAAAAUUAAACAAUAUGAAUUAUAGUUAUUGUGGAAAUUGCUCCAAGAAAAUGCUAGAUGUCUGGAAGAGAAAGAUUUAUUUUUUAAUUGGUCUUUUCGAUAAACAAAUCUAGAAUAGGAUGCCAUUGAAUGGCUACUAUUUGAAAUUAUCAAAUAAUAAUAAAAAUCAUAAUCAAUGCUUAGAUGUCUUAUCAAAUUAUUUCUUCAUUUCAAUGUCAAAUUAAAAGUGAUGAAAAAAAAUAAUGAUGAUGAAUAUGAGUUAUUAGAUUAAAAUAUGAUAGGUAUUGAUGUAUUAUGGAGAAUAUUUCAUUCUCAACCUGAAUUAUACAAUCAAUUAUCUGACUUUUUUAUCAAAUUGUUAAAAAUGUAAUCAAACUCUAACAUUUUAAAUAAUUUAAAAUAAUACUAUUUAAAUGAACUAUUUUCAUAAAUUUAAAAUCCUACAUCAAUUUAAUUAGUAAUCUAAUUAUUAGAAGCAUUUGAAGGAUUUAUGCUUAUGGAUUAAGAAGAAAAGAUCUUAAUUAAUAUUCUUAAUAAUUGUUCAAAUGCUUUAAAUCCAAAAAAAUAAGAAAUUUUAAUAUCAAGUAAUUUACAAGUUUAUCAUGCUAAAUAAAUUAUUGGUUAGAAAUUGAAUCCCUAAAUGAAACCAGAAGGAUUCGAUAUAUUUUGCAAAGGCACUAUAUUUAAGGAUCAUAAGACUUUAAAAGAUUACAAAGUCAACUCUAAAUUAACAUUCAUAUUAUCAAAUAGAGAUUAUAAUGAAACUCAUUAAAAAUUAGAUUAAGAUGUAAAUGAAAAAAUAAAAAAGAUUUAAGAUAUUGUAAAUAUUUAUAAUAAGCAAUAUAUUUUAUCAAUAUUGAAAGAUAGAAAUUGGGAUGUAGAUCAUGCAGUUGAAGAUUUAUUGGAAAAAGGAGAUCAAUUAUAUAUUGAGUAUCAAUAGAAAAAUAUCAAUCUUGUUACUUUAAAUAAAAUUGAAAAUAAUUCUUCAUUUGCAUUCUUGAUUUCAAAUUAAUAUAUAGAAUAAUUAUUCAAGUAGCUAAAUUAAGAAAAUUAAGAACUAAAUGAAAAAAUUUGGAGUAUAUUGUAGAUGAUUCCUAGUAAUUAAUAGGUUUAUUAAUUGAUCGAAUCCUCAUAAAAUGAUUGGAGUAAAUUGUUUAUUGUUGAUAAUAAAUAUCGUUUAUAAUACCACUUAUAAAUACUAAAAGAAUAAUUAUCUUGCGAUUAUGCAGAAGAAUAAGAUUAUUAUAAAAAUUUGAGACAUAAUUUCUUAUCCAAAGGAGGUUUGCAAUUAUUAUUAAAUAAUCUUGAUUAACCAAAAGAAAUAUUAUUAAUUAUUUUGGAUAUAUUUUAAAUGUAUUUAAAUAGUUAUGCUAUUAAUUAAAUUAUAGAUAAUGAUUAUAUUUGUCUACUUAAAUUAAAAUAAACGAAUUAAAUAGCAAGUUUGUUUCUUGUAUAAAAUUUAUUAUAAGAUAAUGAAAUAUAAGCAUUGCAAACUUAAAAUUAAUUAUUUGUAUAUGAUAAAAUUGAUAUUCAAAUUAAUUGGGAUAAUUUGUUAUAGAAUUUAUUCUAAAGAAUAGAUAUUGAAUAAUGUUAUACAACUAUUUUGUGUGUUCUUUAUAUUAAACCAAAUCUAUUAAGUCAAUAAAUACCAAUCAAUAAGUUAUUUUAAUUGUUAACUAAUAAAUCUUCAGAAUAACGUAAAUUAAGUGCAAUUUUUAUUCUUACACUUAAUAGUAUUGCUUAGAAAUUUGGAUAUGAUUUGAGUAAAUAAUUGUUAAUUGAAUUUAUUAAAAGAGAAACAGAGUAAUUAGAAUUAUUUAUUGUUAUUGGAGAAUUAAUUGAAUAAGCUAAUGAUAUAUCUUUUUUAAAAACUUAAGAUUUAGUUUUACAAAUCUUAAAUUUUAUAAAGAGUAGAUAAAUAAUUGAAUCACCAUUUAGAGAGAAUGAAGAUAAAUUAUUGUAGGGUAAUUUAUUAUUAUUAAAAUCAUUAUUAAAGAGAGAUUCAACUUUAUCAGAGAAUUUGAUUGAUGAUGAGUUCUCUCAAUAUAUCUAUGAAUGUUUAUUUGAAAUGCAAAAUAAUUAUUCAAUAUAUCCAAUCUAUAAGAGGAAUAAUACUAGGAAAAGAGCUUUUGAUUUAUUAUUAGAGUUAAGUAAAAUUAAGAAACAUCUCUUUCGGAUUCUAUAUUUAAUUUAAAAGAAUCAGUCAAUGGCAUAUAUAUCAUCAGAUCAAUAUUGUGAAUUUGGUAUUAAGGGAUCUCAUGGAUAUGUUGGUCUCUAUAAUGAAGGUGCCACUUGCUAUAUUAACUCACUUUUAUAAUAAUUAUUUAUGAACAUUUAAUUUCGUAAAGGAAUAUUGAAUGGAUAAAUUCUUAUUAGAGAUGAUGAUGAUAAAUUAAUACCUCUUGUAAUAUAAAAUCCAUGUUUAUUGAGUUAAGAACAAAUUAAGGAUUUAAAUGAUCAUACAUUAUUUCAAUUAUAAUUCGUUUUUAUUUAACUCUAGGAAUCUGUUAAAUAAUAUAUUAAUCCAAUCUAGUUUAUUAAGACACUUCAAGGAUUUGAUGGAUAGUACAUUAAUCCAAUUAUUUAAGGAGAUUGUAAUGAAUUUUUUAAUUUAUUAAUUUUAAAAUUAGAAUCAGAUCUCAAACCUACAUUACAAUCUAAUUUAAUAAAUCAAAGUUUUGGUGGUACAUUAGUAAAUGAAAUUAAAUCAUAAGAGAUUAAUUGUGAUUUUUAGAAAGAAACAGAAGAACCAUUUUUAACUGUUUCAGUUGAGAUUAAAAAUAAAUAGAAUUUAUUUGAAGCUUUAGAUUUUUUUGUAAAAUCAGAUGUUUUAGAUGGAGAGAAUCAAUAUUUUUGUGAUGAAGUAUAACGUAAAAUUGAUGUUGAAAAAAGAUGUUACUUCUUAAAAUUACCUAAAACUUUUAUUUUUCAUCUUAAACGAUUUGAAUUUGAUAUAAAUACAAAUACUCGAAGUAAGAUUAAUGAUUAUUGUGAAUUUCCACUUGAAAUCAAUAUGUUUAAAUGGACUCGUGAUAAUAUUGUAGAACAUAAAUAACUUGAUAAUUUUUAAGAGUAUUAAUAUAUGUUGAAAGGUGUUUUAGUUCAUACAGGAUGUGCAGAAGGUGGACAUUAUUUUUCAUACAUAAAAGAUAAUUAAAACUUAUGGUUUGAAUUUAAUGAUAAAUUGAUUCUUCCCUUUGAUAUUUUAAAUUUAAAUGAAUAAUGCUUCGGAGGUAAUUCAAACAAAGACAAUUAAUGGGGUAUGUAGAAUAGUAAGAAUGCAUAUAUGUUAUUUUAUGAGAAAGUUAUACAAUCAGAACAUGAGACUUAAGUUGAAAUUGAAGAUUUGGGAGAGGAGGAAUAAAAGAGGGAUCUUGAUAUUGAAAAUAAUAAUGAAAUAUAUUUGAGAAAUGAAGUAAUAAGAUAAAAUACAUUGUAUUUAAUGAAUAAGUUAUUGAAUGAUCAAGAGUAUAUCAAUUUUUUAUAAAGACUUUUAUAAUUUGGAAUAGAAAAUAUUGAAUCAUAUUAUCAAUUUGAAUUGCUUAAAUUGUUUACUGUAUUUACAUUUAAAUUAUUUCUCUAAAACAAGAAUUAAUAGAUAUUUUAAAAUAAUAUAAGAAUUCUGAACAAUAGUUAUUAUAAAAAUAGUUAAGCAUGUCUUUAAUUAGUAGAAUAUUGGACAUAGAAUAAAUAAAUAUUGAUUGAACUUUUAGUAGAAUCUUAAACAAUUGAAAGUGCUUAAGUAUUAAAUUUAGUAAUUGAAUAAGCUAGGAAAAUGAAUGUGUCUAGUGUAGAUAAAUUCUUCGUAUGUUAUUUGAGUGAAUUAUUACCAAUAAUAAGGUAUAAUGUUAAGAAAGGAGUUUAUUACUUUGAUGUAAUAAGUCAUAAUUUGGAUAGUGAUGAGGGUUUGUUAAAGUAAAUAUAAUAGAAUGGUUAUUUUAAUAAGUUUUAUUCAAUAUUGAAAGAGAAGAUAUAAUUAUUGUAGGGUAGUAAUUAUUUAAAAAUAGUAUUAACAAAUUAUGAAUCUUUAAUUUUGAUAUGCGAGAUAUUAGGGAAAGUGAUUCAAAGUUGUAUAACAAUUGGUAUGUAAUAAUGUAACAUUCAGGGAUUAUGUCCAACUUAUUGUUAAAAGGGGUAAUUAAAUUUGAAUAUUGAUUAAUUAUGGAUUGAGGAAUUAUUUGAGAAUGAUGAUUUUAGGAGAUACAUAUUAUCAAUGGUUUAGCAUUAAAAAAAAUUGGUUUAGAUGAUUAAGCAUAUUUGUUGGAAUGAUUAAAAUAUCAGUUAUAGAGUAAUUGAAUAGAUAGUUGUUUAAAUAUUGGAUUAUAAUAAUAAAUGGUAAUAGUUGGAAUAAAUAACAGAUGUCUUAAUAGAAAUACUUAAUAUAGAGGAUGAAUUAUAAGAGUUUCGCAUAAAAUUUAUAUUUUCAUAUGAAUAAGACUUGAAAUCAUAAAUUAGGGGUACAACAAUUAUGUAAACAAUUUAAAAAGAUGAUUUGAAUUACGGAAUAGGCAUAAUUUGUAUGAUUGCAUAAUUAGGAACUAGUGUGUUUGGAAUGUCUGAAUAUUUAAAUUAAAAUAAAGAAGAUUUUGAAUUUACAGUAUAUAAAUUAAAAAUGAAUUUGAAUUAUCAAUAUACAAUUGAUUAUCCUGUUGAAAAAAUUGGAAUAGCUAUUAAAUAAGUAAAUUUUAUGUAUUGAGAUUAGUUGUAAAGUAUUUUUAAAUUAGAAGUUGAUAUUAAUUUUGAAGAAGAUGACAAUUAAAAACAAUUUAGUAAAGAUGAUAAUUAAAAAUAAUUUGAUAGAGUAUCCCAAAAUUUAAGUGAUUAAGCUUAAGUAGACAAUGAUGAAACUAAUGAAAUUUCUGAAUGA
Paramecium sonneborni is the source of this 6938-nucleotide messenger RNA. NCBI's taxonomy places the organism in Eukaryota, Ciliophora, Oligohymenophorea, Peniculida, Parameciidae. The record is from the annotation of a GenBank genome assembly.